This is a messenger RNA of Cyprinodon variegatus (sheepshead minnow), 2607 nucleotides long. RefSeq names its product DEXH-box helicase 58 (gene dhx58). The coding region runs from base 159 to 2204 and encodes 681 amino acids. Lineage: Eukaryota; Metazoa; Chordata; Actinopteri; Cyprinodontiformes; Cyprinodontidae. The record is from RefSeq and is a predicted model, not a curated record. The transcript is spliced from 12 exons. Gene Ontology annotation, biological process: innate immune response; response to virus; positive regulation of interferon-beta production. Gene Ontology annotation, molecular function: double-stranded RNA binding; DNA binding; zinc ion binding. Gene Ontology annotation, cellular component: cytoplasm.
AGAUCAGAUGGUUUUUGCUUUCGUUUUCCAGUUUAAACGUCACAAAGACUGAUCUGCACAAUUUAAAUCCACACCACCUGCCUGGUGAAGUCUCAGUAGAGAAGGAGAAGCUGAAAACAUCGAAGCGAUCUCUGUGGAUUCCCACGACUAAGGAAAGGAUGGCAGAUUUUCAACUACGUGACUACCAGAAGGAAGUGGUGGAAAAGGCACUGAGGGGAGAAAAUGUCAUAAUUUGGCUCCCAACAGGAGGUGGGAAGACCCGAGCUGCUGUCUAUGUGGCCAGAAGGCAUCUGGAUACCACACCAAAUGGCAAAGUGAUGGUGCUGGUGAACAAGGUUCACCUUGUAGACCAACACUACACCAAAGAGUUUUGGCCUUUUCUGGGUGAAGAUUUUAAACUGAUGAAGGUCAGCGGUGAGAGUGACGAGAAGGAUUUCUUCGGGAUAGUGGUGCAGGCCAAUGAUGUGGUCAUCUGCACAGCACAGAUCCUGUAUAACGCUCUGAUCAACAAGGAGGAAGCAAAACACACAGAGCUCUCAGAUAUCACUCUACUGAUAAUCGAUGAGUGUCAUCACACCCACAAGGAGUCAGUCUACAACAAAAUAAUGAGACUCUAUGUGGAGAAAAAGCUGAAAGGACAGCGGCCAUUACCACAGAUCCUGGGUCUCACAGCAUCACCUGGAACAGGAGGUGCAAAGGUGCUGGGGGAUGCUGUAAAACAUGUCCUGGAGAUCUGUGCUAACUUAGACUCAGUUAUUGUCUCGACUAAAAACUAUAUCCCUGAGCUAAAGGAGAGGGUACCACGGCCAAAAAAGACCUUUGACAUUGUGGAGAAAAGAGUGGCAGACCCACUUGGAGAUCAUAUUAAGUGGAUGAUGCAGCUAAUCCAUGAAUUCAUGAAUCUUCCCUCUGAUGUGAGGCUCAGAGAAUGCGGGACACAAGAAUAUGAGGCGGAUGUGGUGGUUCUGGAGCAACGAGGAGUCAGAGAGAACAACAGACUCUUGGCACAAUGCGCACUCCAUCUCAGGCAGUAUAAUGAUGCCCUGCUCAUCAAUGAUACUCUGAGAAUGAUGGAUGCAUAUCGCUCUCUGGAGGAUUUCUACAACACAAAGUACACCACGGCUAUUGAUGGAACCGACUUCUUCCUGGUGGGGCUUUUUCAAGAGAAUCAGGUGGAGUUGAAAAAGUUUGCCACAGAUCCUCACUUUGAGAACCCGAAAAUGGCAAAACUUGAGAGCACUCUGGUAAGCCAGUUCGGCCCAGAUGUCCAGUCUAGGGGAAUUCUCUUUUCCAGAACUCGCAAGAGCACUCACUGCCUCCUUGACUGGGUCAUUGAAAACAAAACCUUGCAGAGAGCUGGGAUAAAGGCUGCCAUCCUGACAGGGGCUGGUAAUGGCAUCACUUACAUGACACAGAAUGAGCAGGCAGACACAAUACGGAAAUUUCGAAAUGGUACACUCAACCUCCUGAUCUCCACCAGUGUGGCAGAGGAAGGCCUAGACAUCCCUGAGUGCAAUCUGGUGGUACGUUAUGGACUUCUUACAAAUGAGAUAGCACAGCAGCAGGCAAGUGGUCGUGCCCGAGCAAGGGACAGCCAGUAUUCAGUGGUUGCUGAAGCUGGAGGACGGGAGAUUCGCCGAGAGCGCAUCAAUGAGUACCUGGAGGAGCUGACUGGAGAAGCCAUUGCCAAGGUCCAAAGUAUGAGUGAGCAUGAGUUUCGUACCAAGAUAAACGAACUUCAAACAGAGGCCAUCAUUAUGAGUAAAGUUUUAGAAGAUCGUAAAACUGAGAAGAAAAACCGAUAUGCUGCCUCUAGAGUCAGGAUUCUGUGCAGAAACUGUUUUGCUCAAGUUGCAUCUGGGAAUGACUUUAAACUUCUGGAAAAUGCGCACUACGUUAACGUAAAUAAAGAUUUUAAACAACAUUACAAACUGGGUGGAAAGGUGCAGCUAGAGAGACGGUUUGAGGACUGGGAGCCUGGAUGCACAGUCAGCUGUAAUAAUGGCAACUGUAAUAAGGAUUGGGGAUUUGAAAUGAAAUACAAAAAGGUGGCCCUACUUCCAAAUCUAGCCAUCAAGAACUUUGCUCUGGAGACGCCUGAUGGAAGGAUCACAGUUAAGAAGUGGAAAGAUGUUCCCUUUGCGGUCGAGGAGUUUAGCUUUGAGCAGUACUAUGAAGAGAACGUCGAGGGCUGGUUCGAUUGAGACAAAGAUAAUCUCAGGGCUAUAUUUCAUGCUCUACUUUCAUUUGUUUCUACUGUAUUUUCAGGUGGAUAGUGUAAACAUGAAUUUUAUUGUUGGAUGUGCUUGAACAUAAACAACACUCCACACAUGCUAGGUUGUAUUAGUGCUGCUGGGGCUGUUAGACAUAAGCUUAAAACCCUAUUACUCAUCGAUCAUGCAUGAAAUUAGCGAGACGGCUUUGUUUAUGCCCAAGGUCCUUAACCUGCUGCAUGCUCUGUAUGUGAGCGUCCUUGAAAGUCCUCCUUGAAACUUGGUUGCACAUAAAGCUUUUACAAAUGUAUGUUAUAUAAAAUAUAUUUUAAUCUUGUUGUUGUUGAAUGAAAUCUGUUUUACUUUUUUAUGUAUGCAUCUAAAGUAACUAAAC